GCGUCAGGCGCAGCGGUUGCCAGGUGUGUGGAGAUCGUCUGGAGAUCGUCUGGCGUUAUGCCAUGACUGAAGAAGUCUCCCUUUUCCCUCGGUGUCAACCAAAAUGUUCAUGAUUCGCGAGGCUGUCGAGCUCAUUGAGUGGUAACAACAAGACGCGCUGCCUCGAGCUCAUAUUACAUCAUUACCACCUGCUUGUGAUGUCACUUCCAUGUCACAGAGUGUGACGGCUCGUGCCAGGAUGGUGAAAGGUCCCAGGCUGGCGUCGCUGCUUCUGCUGCUGACUUUAGCUGCAGAAUGCAACUGCACAUCUCCACCAGGAAAACCAGUCCUGCUUGGCUGCAGGUCCCCAGAGAAGGAGACUUUUUUCUGCUGGUGGAACCCAGGCUCUGAUGGAGGGCUGCCGACGGUGCAUCACCUCUACUAUGAGAGAGAUGAUUUGGAGGGAAUGCAGCAGUGCCUGGACUAUCGCACAGCUGGAAGCAACUCCUGUUUCUUUAACAAGACCUACACCUCUAUCUGGGUCGACUACACUGUGACCGUGGUGGCCUCCAAUGCCCUUGGGAGCACUUCUUCAGAAGCUCAUAGAAUUGAUGUGAUGAACAUUGUGAAGCCCUACGCUCCUGAAAAUGUUACACUGGUGGUCAAGAUGGAGGACAGUCCACACCUCUCCAUCCGAUGGCAUCGGCCCUCUAACACCGACACCAGGUCAGGCUGGGUCACCGUGCAGUACCAACUGAGAAUCAAACAAGAGAACAGCAAAAACUGGAAGAAUUACACAUCAGGUACACAAACACAUUUCACCAUUUACGGCAUCGAUCCUGGGGUGGUGUACAUAGUUCAAGUGCGCUGUGCACUCGACCAUGGCACCUGGAGCGAGUGGAGCAACACUACCUCUGUCAAAGUCCCCAACUUUCCUCACACUGACAGUUCCUUUUGGAUACUGGUCUUCGGCCUUUCUGCUAUUCCGUUGUUAGCAGCAACGUUUAUCUUGGUCAUGAAGAGGAAACAUGUGAAGCAGUGUAUUCUGCCCCCUGUCCCUGGUCCAAAGAUAAGAGGAGUUGAUGUUCAACUUCUCAAGAGCGGCCGAUCGGAUGAUGUCAUCAACGCCAUGUUUGUCAACCAGAAAUUUCCUGCCAUGAUACCCUGGACGGACCAGAAAGAGCAGUACCUGAUUGUGUCUGACAAAGAUACCUCGUCUUUGCCAGAGGAAAGGAAGAAAAUGUUCAUUAUUCCAGCUGCCUUAAUAUUAGACUCAGAAAUCUCAGUGAAGGAGUCAAGUGAAGCGGAUCGCUUUGUAGAAGACUGUGAAUUUCCCUCAGAGGAGAGUUCAUCUAACACGGAGCCAUUGCAGCUGCUUCCUAAAUGCCCAAGUGCAAGCCUUUUGAAUGGUGAAGUGGCCAACCAGCACAAAGAUGUUACUGUAAAGACCAUCCAACCCUUUGGAAACGGUGGUUAUGUGGAUAUUCCAAGUCCUGAGAACAUGGAGGAGGGAAACUACAGCAGAGUGAACGAGGUGAACGGUGAUGAUGUUUUUAUCAAGAAGACAGAAAAUGCCCCCCAUGCUCUGGACAUUCAGGGACAAAAAGGGGGUGUGCCCGAGGACUACAGCAGGGUGAAAGAAGUGAACAGUGAUAAGAUGGUUUUUCUGGAGAAACAUUGUGACUCAGUUAACUCUUCUGUUAAGAGUAAAGGGUACAUAGACUGGGUCAUUCAGAACUCAAAAAAUCCCCAUAUGACUGGGCCCAGUGAAGGGGGAGUGGGCACAGGACUAAGUGGCUGUGAAUAUGUAGAAACUGUCCCUCAACCAGCUAUAAUCUAAAGGUCUUUGUUAUAUAAAAUGUUGUUAUAAGCUGAAAGCAGACAUUCAUCAUUAUUUAGUGUUGAACUAAAGGAAGAAGCUGGCAAUAUUCUAUAUUUCUGCUGUUUUGUUGGAUGUACAGUCUCAGGUCCAGAGUGGAACUUACUGCAGAUACCCAAGACCUCCGGCUACUGACCAUAAAACAAAUUCCUCUUGCACCAACAGCAGGUCAAAGUGCAUCCUUACUCAGCACAACAGCUCGACACAUGCUCAUUAGAUCUUCACAUUUCAUCCAGACAUCCACCGCAAAUGACUUUGGUGUUCUGCUGUUUCGCCUUGAGUCAUCAAGGAGCUGGCAUUUUUGGUUUUGAGUGACAUCUACUGAAUGGAUUGUUAUGAGAUUUUCUGCAGAUAUUAAAAUCUUGAAAUGAUGAAUACUAAUAGCAUUGAUGGUCCUCUGACUUUUCAACCAAAUUUUGAUUUCACUGCUUAAUACCUGCAAAACUAACCAAAAUCAUCUCAGCCUCAGGUGUAAUUUGUGUUUAAUAAUAAUUAGUGUUAGCAUGCUGCACGUACCUGCUAAACGUCAAAUCCCUUUUAGCUCAAAGCAUGAGCAUGCGUCCAAAUGCAGAAUCACAACUGCAUUUAAGUCAACUCCCGUAUUAUAUUAUAGAUUUAUAUCAAGCUUUCAGAACACUACCAGUAGUAAGAAUGUUUUUUUUUUUUUUAUAUAUAAAGGGGAAAAAAAAUUUCAUCAUUUAAUGUUUGUUGGCAAAGAAAUGGUUACUUGAUCUCAGCACAAAUGUUUUAAAAUGGUGGCAUACUGGGGUAUUAUUAAAUUUUAUUUGAGCCAAAUCACAAAUAUAAACAGACUGCACACAAGCCUGUCAGGAGUCCAAUCAGCCAAAUAUUUAAGACACUGUAUGGUUAAAAAAAAAUGCUGGAGAAUUAAAGCAUUUACAUGUUUUACUGGUGUAAAAUUAUCAUUUGAUUUUUUUUUUUUUUAUGUAUUUUUUGUAAUAUAAUGCAAGGAGUUACAGACACAUGUAAAAUGGCCUUGCAUCCAAUUACAUGAGGGAUUUAAUUAUUUUUUUUAAACAUUCAAUUAAGCAUCAGUAGUAGAAAAUGUAUUAACACAGAUGAUGUAAUAAAAGAUGGACCAAUCAC
Molecule: messenger RNA, 2965 nt
Organism: Archocentrus centrarchus (flier cichlid)
Lineage: Eukaryota; Metazoa; Chordata; Actinopteri; Cichliformes; Cichlidae
Gene: prlrb
Product: prolactin receptor b
Exons: 9
Coding region: 209-1819 (536 amino acids)
Biological process (GO): cytokine-mediated signaling pathway
Cellular component (GO): external side of plasma membrane; signaling receptor complex
Molecular function (GO): cytokine binding; cytokine receptor activity
Source: RefSeq, a predicted model, not a curated record